Molecule: messenger RNA, 1464 nt
Organism: Spinacia oleracea (spinach)
Lineage: Eukaryota; Viridiplantae; Streptophyta; Magnoliopsida; Caryophyllales; Amaranthaceae
Exons: 2
Coding region: 1-1464 (487 amino acids)
Source: RefSeq, a predicted model, not a curated record
AUGCUGUCAGAGCUAGGAUUCCCUUUGAAGUUUGUGAAUUGGGUGAUGCAGUGCCUCUAUUCUGUUUCUUAUUCCAUUCUGAUAAAUGGUUGUCCCACUAAACCAAUUCCUGCAAAGAAAGGGUUGAGACAAGGUGAUCCCAUUUCACCUUAUUUGUUUGCUUUGGGUAUGGAAUAUAUGUCAAGGUGUCUUGCUGCUCUUGCUGAAGAUACUAACUUCUCUUAUCAUCCUAGAUGCAAAAAGUUGGAUCUCACCCAUAUGAUGUUUGCUGAUGAUUUGUUGAUGUUCUCCAGAGCUGAUGAGGGUGCUGUGAAAGCUCUUUUUGAUGCUUUUACCAAGUUUUCUUUGGCUUCUGGUUUGGAAGCUAAUUUGCACAAAAGUGAAGUUUAUUUGGCAGGUGUUUCUGAUCAUGUUGCUUCCAGUAUUGUUAGCUCAAUUGGGGUUCCUAAGGGUUCUUUCCCUUUCAGAUACUUGGGUGUCCCUCUUACAACUAGGAAGCUCUCCUUCACAGACUGCAAGCCUCUCAUUGAUAGAACUGUUGCUAGAAUCAAGAGCUGGACUUCUAAGUUCCUUUCUUAUGCAGGUAGGCUGCAACUGGUGAAAUCUGUACUUUUUGGUAUACAGCUCUACUGGUGUCAGAUUUUUGUUAUGCCUAAAAAGGUGAUGAAGGAGAUUCAGAGAAUUUGUAGAUGUUUCUUGUGGACUGGUGCUGAUGCAGAUUCUAGGAAAGCUUCUAUCUCUUGGGAGCAAUUGUGUUUCCCUAAGAGUUGUGGAGGGUGGAAUCUUAAAGAUCUAACUGUGUGGAAUAAAGCAGCAGUUUUGAAACACUGUUGGGCUUUAGCUUUGAAGCAGGAUAGGCUUUGGGUGAGGUGGAUUCAUGCUUAUUACAUUCAGCAUAGAGACUUCUGGACUAUGCCAAUUCCUAAUGGUUUAACUUGGUCAUUAAGGAAAAUUUGGCAUAAUAGAGAAGUAUUUCUGCAGGCAAAUGGAGUGGAUCAGUUUGUGCAAGCUGGUAAAUUCAGAAUUCAGAAAAUGUACAAGUUUCUUCAUCCAGUUGGAGCUCAGGUGGGAUGGAAGAGAUUGAUUUGUAAUAGCCAUGCUAGUCCAAAGAGCACCUUCAUUGUGUGGCUAGCAGUGCAGAACAGACUUGCUACAAAAGACAGAUUGAUAAGAUGGCAGCUGAAUAUUGAUGGUAUUUGUGGUCUGUGUCAGGAGAUUUGGAAGCAGGUUCUGCUUUCUUUAGGUGUGAAUAGAACUGUGUUGCCUUGGCAUGAGGAAGUUCAGAUUGCAGUGAAGAAAAGCAGAAGCACACAGAAGCAAGCUUGCAAGUAUAGUAUAGCUUUCAUUGAGUCUGUUUAUUGUAUUUGGUUGCAAAGAAAUGCUAAGGUCUUUAGGGAUCAUGUUGAUCCAGUUAAGACUGUUGUUAGCAACAUAAUGUUUAAUGUUGAGUGUAGAUGUCAGUAG